Messenger RNA from Cylicocyclus nassatus, 905 nucleotides. The record is from the annotation of a GenBank genome assembly. Lineage: Eukaryota; Metazoa; Nematoda; Chromadorea; Rhabditida; Strongylidae.
AUGGACAUGGACAGGUUCAAUCAUAGCGGAGCAACAAGGAGAAAGAGACGAACCAUGAAUUUCGGAAGAGUUAUGAGGGGUCGUUAUGCGAAGUCUUCCAUCUGCAUCAUGGCGAUGAAAUCCGUUGGAUUGUUGAGCAAGGGUACAUUUGGCCGCAUGUCACUUCUGAAGUUUUCGUUAAAGCCGGCAGCAACUACGACAGUCCCGACAAGCACACCAGAAAACCCCAAUGCUAACUACAAAUAUGUUGGAAUGCCUGCCGAAAGCGAUGGGUCAUUUGCCGGAGAUCUCAAUUUUGGACUACACACUGUGUUUUUCACCGAGCUUUUUAGAGGUUUCGGCGUCAUGUUGGGGCAUGUCUUCAUGGAACCAGCCACCAUAAACUAUCCUUUCGAGAAAGGUCCAAUCAGUUCUCGCUUUAGAGGGGAGCAUGCUUUACGUCGUUACCCAUCGGGAGAAGAGCGGUGUAUAGCCUGUAAGCUUUGUGAAGCUAUAUGUCCAGCACAGGCAAUCACUAUCGAAGCAGAGGCACGACCUGACGGAAGUCGGCGCACUACGCGCUACGAUAUCGACAUGAAUAAGUGCAUCUUCUGUGGUCUUUGUCAAGAAGCAUGUCCAGUAGAUGCCAUCGUCGAAGGGCCCAACUUCGAAUUUUCGACGGAAACUCACGAAGAGUUGAUUUAUAACAAGGAAAAGCUGUUAACUCUUGGUGAUCGAUGGGAACCUGAGUUGGCUGCCAAUAUCCAAGCCGAGUUUUUAUACCGAUAAACUAGCUAGCGAGCGAAACUAGUUGUAUACACAUAGUAUUUGUUGUUGUAUUAUACAGUACAUUGUUAUUAGUUAUUAGCACCGGUGCGGUUUAAACAAGUUUCAGAAUGUAGCUUUGAUAAAUCCAUAUAGCCAGU